This is a messenger RNA of Corticium candelabrum, 2241 nucleotides long. RefSeq names its product Bardet-Biedl syndrome 2 protein homolog. Gene Ontology annotation, cellular component: motile cilium; neuron projection; membrane. NCBI's taxonomy places the organism in Eukaryota, Metazoa, Porifera, Homoscleromorpha, Homosclerophorida, Plakinidae. The coding region runs from base 28 to 2241 and encodes 737 amino acids. The transcript has 2 exons. The record is from RefSeq and is a predicted model, not a curated record. Gene Ontology annotation, biological process: non-motile cilium assembly. Gene Ontology annotation, molecular function: protein binding.
UACGGGUAGCUGUGGAGACUGCGACAAAUGCUUGUUCCUAUUUUCACUCUCAAGCUUAGUCACAAGAUACAUCCGCGUCUUGUAGCGUUGGGAAAGUACGAUGGGAUGCAUCCGUGCCUUACAGCGGCAACGGUUGCCGGAAAAGUUCUCGUUCAUAACCCACACGCUCCUCAGUUGAAAGGGAGUCGUUCCUUGGCGGCUGGGCCUGAUAGCGACAUCUCCUUGUUGAAUAUCAACCAGCAAGUGACUGCUCUCUGUGCCGGCAAUUUGCUGCCUUCCGUCACGAAGAAAGACUAUCUCUUUGUCGGGUCGCAGACGAAUCUGUUGGCGUAUGAUGUGGAACGGAACUGUGAUUUGUUCUAUCGUGAUACGCCUGAUGGAGUUAAUGCUCUGACUGUAGGCCGAAUUGGUAGAAUGCCAUCACCAUUGGUGGUUGCUGGAGGGAACUGCUCUCUGCUUGGGUUUGAUGAAGAGGGGUCGGAUGUGUUUUGGACUGUUACGGGGGAUAUCGUGUCUUCCUUGACUUUGGCUGAUUUUGACAAUGAUGGUGAGCUGGAGCUCGUAGUUGGUUCAGAUGACUUUGACAUUAGAGUUUUCAAAGAGGCCGAUAUGAUUGAAGAGAUAACAGAAACAGAAGCGGUAACAUCACUGUGUUCAAUAGCAUCGACUGGAAGUCGAUUUGGUUAUGCUUUGGCAAAUGGUACUGUUGGAGUGUAUGAUAGAACGGCUCGGUACUGGAGAAUCAAGUCAAAAAAUCAUGCUGUUUGCAUUACAUCAUUCGAUAUCGAUGCCGAUGGAGUUCCCGAAUUGAUAACUGGCUGGUCCAAUGGCAAAGUAGAUGGGCGAAAUAACAGGACAGGAGAGGUGGUUUUUAAAGAUAAUUUCUCUGCUGUGAUUGCUGGGAUGACCUGUGGAGAUUACAGAAUGGAUGGAAAAGAAGAACUGAUAUGUUGUGCUGCUGAUGGGGAGAUACGAGGCUAUUUGCCAACCCCAAGGCAAGGACCAAGAGCUCAUCUUGGAGUUGCAGCUGCAAUGAGAGAACAAGGUGGUAGUUUAGAGCAGGAGCGGAUCAGGGAAUUGAAUCAACGGAAACAACAGCUUCUGCUGGAGCUGCAGAAUUUUGAAGCAAAUACGAAGGUUGCAGAAAUGAAUGCGAUUAGUCAGGUGACUGGUCCAACUUUUCAAGCUGAUGGAGUUCAUGUAGGAGUCAUCCCUGCAAACACACAGCUUCGUACGGCACUUACUGUUGUUGCGGCCAGUGAGAACAUGCCAGCACACAUUCAACUUUCUCUUGCCACAUCCAAUAAUACAAUUAUAAGGUCUGUCAUGGUCUUUGGUGAGGGCAUAUUUGAAGGAGAAAGCUAUGUAGCUCAUCCUCGACCAUCAGCUCUGGCUAGUGAUCUAACCAUUCCCAUAAUCCCACCACGUGAUAUUCCAAUUGAUCUUCAUCUCAAAGCUCUAGUUGGCCACCGAACAAGUAGUCAGUUCCAUGUAUUCGAGCUGACCAGGCAGUUACCACGUUUCACUCUUUAUUCCCUUUCUCCGCCUGAAGCCGACAUACCAACACCAAAAUCUAGCGUCACUUUCCAGACAACCGAACGAGUCAGCAGAGUGAUCAUGUGGAUCAAUCAAAGUUUUUUAUUAAACGAUCCCCUCCAGGCUACUAGUGAUCAUCUAAGUGUCAGUUUCAUCUGUCUAAGAACUAACGAUCCACUCAAGAUAGAGAUGGCCAAUGGGCAGAUCACAAUCCACACUGACAACAUGGAUCUAGCUGGAGACACCAUCCAGGCCAUGGCUGCUUUUCUUGGUAUUGAAGACCUUCAGGUGACUGCAGAGUUUCCUGAUGAAAUGGUCAGACUUCGUGAUGUCCUAGAGAAAGUGGAUGAAUUCCAUACUUCACGACAGAAGCUGACUGCAGAGAUGGCAGAUCAUUCAAAUCUUAUCCGUAGUCUAAUUGUCCGAGCUGAAGAUGCUCGACUAAUGGGUGACAUAGCUGGGAUGAUGACAGGUUAUACUCAGCUAUAUGAUCUCAAUCGUGAUUUACUCACAGGAUAUAAACUUCGAUGUACAAAUCACAUGGAGCUGUUGUCUCACCUCAAGGUUGUUAACCAGUACAUACAGCGAGCAGGGAGACUGAGAGUUGGCAAGUCAAAAACACAAGUCAUUGCUGCAUGUCGUGCUGCAAUCAAGGGAAAUAACAUUCAAGGCUUGUUUAAAACUAUUAAACUAGGAUUUCCAUAA